Salarias fasciatus (jewelled blenny) is the source of this 2796-nucleotide messenger RNA. Its product is annotated as replication protein A 70 kDa DNA-binding subunit-like. Gene Ontology annotation, cellular component: nucleus. The record is from RefSeq and is a predicted model, not a curated record. Gene Ontology annotation, biological process: DNA recombination; DNA replication; DNA repair. The coding region runs from base 150 to 2177 and encodes 675 amino acids. Gene Ontology annotation, molecular function: DNA binding. NCBI's taxonomy places the organism in Eukaryota, Metazoa, Chordata, Actinopteri, Blenniiformes, Blenniidae. The transcript is spliced from 17 exons.
CUUCUUCUCUUAUUUUGAAGCCAAACAUCUGACUUCCUGUGUCGCACUCCUGCGUUACUCCUCACUUCUCGCGAGACGAGCUGCUUGCUUGCCAAGAAUAUAUUUAAAAGCCCAAAGUCUGCAGAAUUUAAGAAGUUCACCCAGAAGAAAUGAGUACAGUACUCACAAAGGGAGCGAUCAGUGCUCUGCACAACGGCUUAGCGUUGGACAACCCCGUGCUGCAGCUGGUGAACAUCCGUCAGCUGGAGACGGCCUCAGGCCCUUCCCGGUUCAGGCUCGCCAUGAGUGACGGUCAGCACUCUUCCACUUCCUUCCUGCUGGCCACCCAGCUGAACCAUCUGCCUGAAGAGAACAUCCUGGUACCAAACUGUGUGUGUCGAUUGAAGAAGACCAUCACCAGCACGGUGAAAGGUGGAAAGCCGGUAGUAAUCGUGUUGGACAUGGAAAUAUUGAUGUCAGCAGAGGAAAGCGGGGGGAAGAUUGGAGAUCCCGUCAAAUAUAACACAGACGAUAUGACGGCUUCGCCGCAGAACGUGUCCUCGAGCAGCUCGGAAGAGACUCCAGUCCCGGGACCCUCCUAUCGGAGCAACAGCACCUUUUCUCCUCCUCAAGGCCGUGGCCGGGGUUUCACGGGGAAAUCACCCAUGAAGACUUCCCCCAUGAAUUCUCCCUUGAAGACUUCUCCCAUGAAGGCUUCGCCCAUGAAUUCUCCCAUGAAGGCUUCGCCCAUGAAGGCUUCGCCCAUGAAGGCUUCUCCAUCAACAGCGUCACCCAUGAAGUUUUCGCCCAUGAAGGCUUCUCCCUCAGCUUCUCCAUGGAAAGCGUCCCCCAUGAAGUUUUCACCCGCCAAGGCCUCCACUUCUUCUCCACAAGCUUCACCGAAACCAAUUCCAAUCGCCCAACUCAAUCCCUACCAGAGCAAGUGGACUAUCAAAGCCAGAGUUACCAACAAGUCCGGCGUUCGCACCUGGAGCAAUUCCAGAGGAGAGGGCAAGCUCUUCUCCUUCGACGUGGUGGAUGAAAGCGGAGAAAUCAAGAUCACCGCCUUCAACAAGGAGGCGGACAAGUUUUUCUCUCUAGUGGAGCAAGGAAAGGUGUACUACAUCUCCAAAGCUACCCUGAAGGUGGCCAACAAGCAGUACACCUCGCUGAAGAACGACUACGAGAUGAACCUCCACACCAAUUCCUCCAUCGUGCCCUGCGACGACAGCGAGGGCGUUCCCACGCUGCACUGCGACUUCGUUCCCAUCGCAGAGCUGGAGAACAGAGACAAAGACGCAGUCCUUGAUGUGAUUGGAGUGUGUAAGAGUGCGGAUGAUGUGUCCCGUAUCACGACGAAGAACAGCAGAGAAGUCUCCAAGAGGGCCCUCAGCCUAAUAGACACGACUGGCAAAGCGGUGACUGUCACGCUGUGGGGAGAGGAGGCGGAGAAAUUCGACGGCUCCGGGGAGCCCGUGGUUGCCAUCAAAGGAGCUCGCUUGUCUGAUUUUGGGGGCAGAUCUCUCUCAGCUCUGUUCAGCUCGACAGUCAUGGUCAACCCAGACAUACCGGAGGCCUUUAGUCUGAGGGCCUGGUACGACCAGGGAGGUUACGCACUCGACGGACAAUCGCUGACGGAAAGCAGAUCAGCAGGCAGCAGACUCUCGAUGAACUGGAAAACACUGAGCGACAUCAAGAACGAGCAGCUCGGACAUGGAGAAAAGGCGGACUGUUUCAGCUGCGUGGCGACUGUCGUCUACAUUCGGAAGGAGAACUGUCUGUACCAGGCCUGCCCGACGGCAGAGUGCAACAAGAAGGUCAUAGACCAACACAACGGGCGGUACCGCUGCGAGAAAUGCAACAGGGAGUUUCCCAACUUCAAGUACAGACUCAUUCUCUCAGCCAACUUGGCCGACUUCGGGGACAACCAGUGGGUGACGUGCUUCCAGGAGACGGCUGAAACCCUGCUGGGCCGCAGUGCGGAGGACUUGGGGGAGCUCAGAGACAGGGACGAAGAGGCGUUUGAUGAAGUCUUCCAGGAAGCCAGCUUCAAAACUCACGUCUUUAAAAACAGAGUCAAGCUGGAGACGUACAACGAUGAGACCCGGCUGAAGGUGACGGUCCUGGAGGUCCUUCCCGUCGACCACAGGGACUACAGCAGGCGGCUCCUCCGUAACAUCCGCGCUCUGGCGAGCUGAACUCCGUCCCGGCCGCCCGCCCGCCCGGUGAUUCAACGCGCCUUCAGCUGGUGUCUGACUGGUGUCCCACUUUCCUCCGCCGGCGAGAUAACGGCGUAUCUGAGCAAGGCAGCAGAGGGGUCGCCUGUGACUCAUUUGGAUAAAUGGCAGCAAAACAAAAGGCUGAUAUUUAGUUGUUCGCAGACUCGCCUUUGAAGACGACUGAAGUCUCUUUUAGCUUCAAUUUAACAACCUUUUGAUGUUUUUAAAGUUUGAACGAUGUUUAGAUUUUUAUUGACACAGCUUUGUUUUAGAGCUUUGCAUUUUCAUGCUUAUAUAAAGCGUCAGACUAAGAUUAGAGCAUUUUCUUUGUUGUUUUCCUUUAAGUGAUUCAUCUUUUCUCUGUUGGGGAUGUUCUUUGUUUCAGUGAGACACGCAUGAGUCACAUUUGUUUAAAUUCCUUUGUCUCCUUUCAAACGUGAAGGUGUGGCGGUCGUGUGUGGGAGAUAAUCAUGUUUAAACUGUAUUCACGACGUCUGCUUUUACAAGAUUUACAUUGUGUGAGUACAAAUUCCAGUGUUUGGUUUCCGUUCUCCUUUCCUACAAAAUGUCAAAGAAGAAAACGGUGAUUAAAAGGACG